Molecule: messenger RNA, 1989 nt
Organism: Brassicogethes aeneus
Lineage: Eukaryota; Metazoa; Arthropoda; Insecta; Coleoptera; Nitidulidae
Source: the annotation of a GenBank genome assembly
GUCAUUUUUAUUGUAACGUAACCUAAAAGAGCUGAUGUCAAACUUAAUAAAAACAGUGUAAAUAAACGAAAUUACGUCAAAAAUAUUAUGAAUAAUAUUUGUUAGACGUAUUAGGUAAAAUCAUGAAAUUCAUUAAUGAUGUAUGUUUAGAGUAUAUCAUUCUGUAUUAUUUGGAUGUGCAGAAGGAUGUUUUAUCGGGAAAAAUUACGGAAAAGGUUUUUAUUGAUGGCAUGCACAAAUUUUGCUGUAAAUAUAACUUUAACUAUGAGCAUGCAAAGUUAAAAAGGUACUUUCAUUAUCUGCAAAAUACAUUUACUGAGUUAAAAAUGAAAAACGCAGAUUUAAAUUGGGAAUACUAUGAAGUUAUAGAUGGAUGUUCACUACACAGUGCUUUUGCUAUGGUACAUAACAAUUAUAUUUUAACUGAGGAAGCAAUUUUGUUUGUUGUUGACUGUAUUAAAUACAGAUUAAACCAACUAAAUGAGCAUCUUUUAAUACCAAGUGUUAUAUUAAAUGUUGUGAAUGAUAUGCAUGAUUUUGGUAUACCCUUGAAGUUCAUGCAUAUAGAGGAAAUUUGGGAGAAAUACAAACAUUUAGGUCAAGGCAAAAGAUCGCAAUUUUUUUACAAAUAUUUGCUGAUGGUUUACAGGAAUGAUGUUGGAGAUCUGGCUGGUGAUAAUGGUGUUCUUGAGUUCAUGAUAUUCUAUAAUUUAACUUGGGAUGAACUUUUAUUUGAGUGGGGCAAACUGAAUUGUGUAUAUAAGUUUAUAAGAAGUAAAAGAUACAAUUCGAAUUGGAUGUUCUAUGAUGAUUUGUUGAAAUUUCAUAAUGAUACUAGAGAUGUUUCAAUGCAAUUAUUAUAUAUUCCUUUGGAGAGAAUUAUUUUUUCCAAUGUUACUAAGAAGAGAUUAAAAAAUAAUACAAAAAACUAUGAAGUUAAAUUAAAUAGGAGUAAAAAGAUGUUGAAAAUAGCACAAUCAAAGAAAAGUAACUCAGAAACGCUUAAUUUGCGAAGUAAAGUAAUAUCAAAAAGUGGUGAAAAGAAAAAAUUUAAGGAAACAAGAAAAAAUCUAAAAUCAGUUAGGAAAAAAUUGUUUCAAAGCAAUAGUGAUAGCUCUACAAAAGAAAGUAUAGCUGACAAUAUGGAAACCAUACACAAACAACCAAAAAGAAAAUGUAACGAAACCAAAAAUAUUAAUUUUUUAUGUGUUAGCGAUGUCAUCACAAUAUCUGACUGUGAGUGUAAUUCAAACAAAAAAGAUUGCAAUGAAUCCAAAAAAAACGAUUCUUCUGAUGAGAGUGAGAUUAUCAAACAAAACGGUGCCAUAACGAAGAUAAUAGAAACAUUAGAGAGAGGUAAACAGAAAGAAAUGUUGGAAGAGUUGAUAGAAAACAUAACCAACAAAAAUAACACGUCAAAAAACAAAGAGAAAGGUAAAGAAAUCGUGAAACCCAACACCGGGGAAGCCCCGGGAAACGCAUCGACAUCGCGGGCGAAAACCGUCAAGGAGGCCAUGAAAGAACCAAUCAGAAUCCUCUCCAACAUACUUCUAGUCCCCGCCUUCACCAAGCCGCCAACCAAAGAAAUCGAAACGGAUUACGCGAAGAUGAUCGAAAAUUUCGAGGAACUGCGCAGCCUCAGCCGACGCAGAAAGUCACCGCGCGUGCGCAAACAAAUUUACAACAGUCUGUCGGAUACGCUGAGAUGCGAGAAAAAACGUUUGAAAAAAAUGGUGGAAGUAAAGGAGGAUUAUAAGCAAAGGAACGAGUUCCUUACCCUGUUUAAAGAAAGGGUUAAUACGACUGUUUGUUAAAUUAUAUGUUAUAAAAGUGAUUUUUUGUAAAAACGGCCUAAAUAUUUAAAUAUGGCCAAUUUUAAAAUUCUAGUAUGCCUAUUUAUCUAUAUUUAGUAUGUCUGUUUAUUUUUAUAUUUAUUAUGUUAAGUUAAAAUAUAACAUGUUCUGUUUGAUGAAGUGCUUUUAUUAACCC